GUUGGAAGUUCUUUCUCGGUAAGGGCUGCAUCUGUUACUUUGCACAAUGUGGAUUACGUUUCCUAUUUCUAAUUACGACUUGUGAUUUGUUGCUCCUAAAUAAGUCAAUACUUGUGAAAUUAUCGUUUCUAAAUAGGUAAAUAACUGAUGAUUUUUGUAAAUAUUGGCCGAAUAAUUUACGUACUUAAAAAAAACGGCCAUUCCCUGCACCCUUAAAAAAAAAGAAAAGAAAAUUAUUAUAUUCGCAUAGUCGUUCUUUGCGUAAUGAAAUUGAAUAAAUAUUUUUCCUAUCUUUUAAUGCGUUUAAUUUAGUCUUUAAAUGAAAAGAAAACCAAAAGUGUUUUUUAUAAUAUUUUGUUUACAUUAUUUCCGCGUUUUGAACCGCAUCCAGGAACUUAGGCAGUUAUUUAAUUAUAUGUGGCCCAGGCAGCUGGAUUCUUCCUUUUCGCGGAUUUUUAGGUUCAUUUGCACUUAGUUUCACAUGUUCAUUUACACUCUUGUUUCAUUUGGGCCUAAAUUUAUUAAUGAGAUCCUCUUCCUGGCAGUCUCAAUAUUGUGCAACUAAACAUUUUGUACUCGUCAAUGAAGUCGCUAAGAUUCAACGUCGACCUAAGCGAGCUGGGUCUUGGUUUAGGUCUCUUACCUCUGCGUCAGUUGGUUCUAAGGGAUCGUUAUACCAGUGGGAUCGGAAUCCCAAUGAUAUCCCAUUUGGAAGAGGGAUCUUAAUCAAGAGGGUGUUGUAAUCCUAAUGGGAUCCUAAUGGCAUCCCAAUCGGGAUCAGGAUCCCACUGGGAUCUAGAUCUCAAAUGGGAUAUGGCAUUCCAUUUGAAUACGGGAUCCCAGUUGGGAUCCGUAUCCUAAUGUGGUUGAAAUCCAAAGGGGAUCCCCUUUGGAAAAGGAAUCUGAAUCGGGAUCGGGAUGCCACCGCAAUUGGGUUCCAGAGGGAUUCGGGAUAUUGACGGUAUAGGGAUACCAAUGGGAUCAGGAGGCAGUCCGAGCGCCGGGUAUUUCGGCUAGUUACAAAUAAAAUACACUAUAAAAUAAUUUCUUUAAUUAAUACUUACAAGCAAUGUUCCCCUUAAGCUGCGCGGUUGCGCGGCCGCGCAGCAAUCUCACAGACGCCGCGCAGCAGUUUUGAGUACCGCGCAGCUAAUUUCCACUUAAGUGUGUGUGUGUGAUUGUAAGCUGUAAAAUUUUGAGCGCACAAAAAAUUGAUGCUGUAAAAAUUUUUGCACACAUCUUAAUGAUUUUGCACACGAACCAACAAGCCUUAGAGGGAACAUUGCUUAUAAGAUACAAUAUUUCGGUACAAAUGCCUUUUUAAGAGAUAAAGUAUAUUUUAUUCACUACUAAGUAAUUAUAUUUUAAAUCAAAUACUUUAUAAGAAUAUAUAUAUAUAUAUAUAUAUAUAUAAUAUAUAUAUAUAUAUGUAUAAUAUAUAUUUAUAUAUAUAUAUAAAUAUAUAUUAUAUAUAUAUAUAUGUAUAUAUAUAUAUAUAUAUAUAUAUAUAUAUAUAUAUACUAGCCAAUAUACCCGGCCUUGCCCGGAAUUGCAUUAGGACCCCAAACCAAGCUCAGCCACUUUCCCCCCGUUCCCAAUGGGAACACGUAACCGAUGGGUUUCAGUUUACUGUUGGAUUUCAUUCCCCAUUAGGAUCCUGUUCCUCUAUGGGAUAAUGCUUAGUGAGAUUUUGUUCGAAUAAACUUUUAGAUCCCAUUAUAUAUCCACAAAGAACAAUAAAGAACCUUCUGGAACAUUCUAGAUUAAAUUUAAUAUUUUCCAUGAAACUUGUAAAAAAAUUAAUUUUCUACGUAAUUAUUUCUCUAAUGUGAAAUAUUAUACAACUAAAUAGUACUUAUAUAACUAUAGUACAUUUAAAUAGAAAUAGGGGCCUCGGUGGGAGCCCAUUUAAUAAAGUACUGUUUUAGUUAUGUCUUAGAUUGGGGGGGGGGGCAUAAAAAUCAUUGAGAUAAAUUAUAGAGUUAAAUUUAAAAUUAGCUCAUUAAAAUCGGAUAAAAAUGCCAUAGAUAUUUCUUUUUAAAUUAUCGAUCUUUCAAGAAAAUUCUAGAACGGCCCUGCAUUGAUUGGAUAUUCUUAGUUAUAAAUCCACCGAUAUUUCAUUACCGGACAAUGAAGUUUAUUGCUACAACGCUAUGGUUAUAUCGAUCAAUUCACAUAGAACCUAUAGUGUUGUUCCAGCCUAUUGGUAUUUAUAUAGAUUAUAUCAGGAAAAAUAAAAUGGGGCCCCCGGCCUCAGAAGAAUGGAUAUUGUGAGUUCAGUAUUGUUCGGUAUUUGAAUAUGGAUAAUCAAGUAUAUGUGUACUAAGUUUGGUCAAGAUCCAUCCAUUCAUGCAGGAGUAUUAAGCUUAUUGAUAUUUAUAUAGCAAAUAUAGGAAAAAAAUAAACUGGGCCCCCGGCCCCAGAAGGAUGGAUUUUUUUAGGUCAGCAUCCUUCGGUUUUUAGUAUGGAUAAUUAAGUGUAUGUGUACUAAGUUUGGUCAAGAUCCGUCUAUGGAUGUAGGAGUAUUUGUUGUUAAUUUUAUUUAUAUAGCUCAAACUAGGAAAAAACGAAUUUGGGCCCCACAGCCCCAAAUGGAAUGUUAUAAAAACUUUAUAACCCUUAUAGAGUUCCUUCUGGAUCAUAAUGGAUAUAUGUGUCAAGUUUGGUCAAGAUCCAUCAAUACACGUAAAACCCUUUGGGGAACAAACAAAGCUACAAACGUUCACUUUUAUAUAUAUAUUUUAUUUAUAUUUUUUAUUUUAUGUUUGUUCCAGAUCAUAAAAUGUCGGACUCAAAAUUGAGCUACAAUUUUAUGUUACUUGGGAAAACAGGUUCAGGGAAAAGUUCAACGGGAAAUACUUUGCUGGGCCGUCCAUGUUUUAAAACGUCUUAUUCUUUUAAGUCGUGCACAAAAUAUGUAGACAAGGAGUCAAAUGAGUUUAGUCAAUUUAUCUUUACUGUUGUAGACACACCUGGUAUACAUGACACAAAGAAGGACAUGGGAAUAAAUCUAAAAGCUUUCUGUGAUGGAAUAAGUCUCAUUCCAGAAGGACUCAACAGCCUGUUAUUGGUCCUCAAACUGGGCGACAGAGGCACAAAAGAGCUGAAUGAAACAAUAGUUGCCUUAAAAAAUACAUUAGGGGAUUCCUAUUUCGAGAAGUUCUGCAUCAUCGCCUUAACGCACGGUGAUCUGUGCCCAGAUUUAAAUAACAACAAUAUUCAACAAUGGUGCAAAAACAAGGAGAACAUUGAACAAGGCUCCGAACUUCAGACUCUAAUGUCCAAAUGUGGCUAUAGAGUUGUUUUGUUUUACAAUAAAGACGAAGAUAAACGUGAGGAGAGUGUCAGGAAACUUUUGAGUUAUAUCAAGCCACAGGCUCCUCGUUACACAAACAAACAUUUUCUAAAACAUGCCGAUAUUAGGAACACCUAUUACACCAGUUUGGGUUUGACCAAACCAAGAGCUAAGAUUCAGAAACAACUCAGCGGUAUUGGCGCGGAAGUUGACAACUUGGUAAAAUACAAUAAAGGAGAUGUCGACAAACUUUUGUUAAAAUUAGAUGAUUUGCUCAAAACAAUAGAGGAAGCAUCUAAAGGCACAGACGCAAUGGAUGACUUUAAGUUCAGAGUCAAUGAGUUGAAAGCUAAAAUAAAAAACCACCCUAAAGAUGGAAAAGGGGGAACAGUAACACAAGAGAAAAUACAUCUUGGAAGGAAAGGUUGUGGGAUUGUAAUUACUUUAGUGGGAGUCGCAGGAGGUUGUUGUGCUAGUGUACCACUAGCCAAUACUAGAGUAGAUGGUGGUGCUUUAGCAUUUGGUAUUACAUUAGGUAUUGCAUGUGGUAUUGGAUUAGGUUUGGUCAAAUUAUGUUCAAAGUUAUUUUCACUGUACGAAGCGAGACAAAGGACCCGUAAUCAUCCAACAAUGUAAAUGAGUAUAAAGAGAAGGUAUUUAAGAAAUACCAAGAGGCGGGGAAAUCGGACAAAAUGGCAGAGGGUGGCAGAGUUGUAAUCUAUUUUUCAUUGAAAUAUCUUUCGAGAGGUAAUUAAAUAAGUUCUAAAAAAAUAUUAAAUUUUUCUUUAAUGUCAUCAACAACAACAAAAGAUUAAUUAUAGUGUCGACAAAUUAUUUGUCAUUUUUUAGAAACCCUCAUCAACCCCCCCCCUCCUCCCCCGCCCCCGCGGAAGCCAAAAAAAAUUAAAACACGAGAAAAUAUUUCUAUAAGGGAGAGAGAAAAAAAAAAAGAGUAAAAUUACAAGUUUUAUAUCGAACGCUCUUCGUUAGUGUGAAUUGCACCGGCACACAUAAUAGUCACAGACGCUAUCACUUAAACUAAUUUCUUGUGUUUGGUUUGUGUUAGCAUUUUGUCUAAAAGGAGACUUGAAGAUGUGUGUAAGUGUGCAAUAUGUUUUAAUUCGAUAGGUUAUAUAAUUAGGUUGAAUCGCUGUUACUCUGCUGUCUUAUGGAUGUUUUUGUAUUUAAAGUUCAACUCAAACAAUUAUUGGUAUAUAUAAUUAAUCCUUGAAAAGAAAGCAAAAUAAAUAAUAGCCAUUUCAGGAUGUAUUAUUAUUUUAUUUUACAUAUAAAACGGUAGUACUUUUUUUAGCAUUGGCGGUAUUAAAAAUUGCAUACAGUGGAGCGACUACACUGGCCUACAAUGGUGUAUCUCUGUAUUCCGAUUUUAUUAUUGUAGAAACAAGUUAGACUGAUCAAGUUACACGCCCAGCUACCUAAACAUCUUUGUAUACACUGUGAGACUACCUAAAAGUAUAUAUAUUUUUAAGUUUAUAUGUUUGGAGUUGAUAAUUUUUUUUUUAAAUCAUGCCUAAUUCAUUAUCACUGAAGUUAUCAGUUUCAUUGUUAUCGAUUUUAUCUGUUCGAUUAAUUUGUGUUUCAUUGUUAUUGAAAUUAGUAUUUGAUCGUUUGAUUACUUUCUGCGAAUCAGUGUUAACAACGUUACUUAUUUUGUAGUCUAUUUUUUCCCCUUUUUUUUGUUUUUGGUCUUCACGAAUUUUAUUUUAGCCUUUUGAUAUGUAAAGAGAUGUAACUUAAUUUUAUUAUAAUUUUACUGGAAUGAUUGUUUCAAAGCUCCAAAUAAGAUAUAAAUAAAUGAGCAAAAAUUAGACCGCACCAUCCCUCACCCCAGCCCCACAACUUUUUUUUUUCUUAAAAAAAAAAAAAAAAAAUGAGACUGUGAAAACUUUUUAUUAAUUUUUCAAUUAAUUUUUUCUUCACAAUUGUCAACCCUUUGUAAUUUUUCUCAUUCAAUAUUUAGUACAAUUUUAUUUUUUUAUUUACUGGAAUUAUUGUUUCAAAGCUCCAAAAAAAAUAUAAAUAAAUGAGCAAAAAUUAGACCGCCCCAUCCCCCCCCCCACCCCCACAACUUUUUUUUUUUUUAAAAAAAAAAAAAAAAAAAUGAGACUGUGAAAACUUUUUAUUAAUUUUUCAAUUAAUUUUUUCUUCACAAUUGUCAACCCUUUGUAAUUUUUCUCAUUCAAUAUUUAGUACAAUUUUAUUUUUUUAAAGUAAUAAUACAAUGUGUAAUUUAUUCCAAUAUUAACAAUGUAUUUCUUUUUUUCUCUGAAAUAAAUAUAUUGUUUGUUUGCUUACUUGUAAACAUUGCUAUGUUUUAAAGAAAUUGGAUAACAUCAACUGUAUAAAGAAUAUUCCACAAUACAAUCAGCUGCUUUUAUGACUGACUACUGAGAUUUAUUUGUUAACAUAUGUUUCGAAGACGAAAAGAAACAUUUAAUCAGCAAAUUUUGCACUAACAAAAAAGCAUUUUUUUUAAAAAAAAUAAAAAUAAUAUACUUUUUUGUUGAAAGUGUUUAUAAGGACGACCCAUUUUGCUGGUAUAGGUUAUCAUUUAUUUAAAUUGAGGCACGCAAGUUGAAAUAAUUAAUUUGGCUGAACCCAUGUACAUUGCAAUAGACUCAGAAAUGUUUAGUCAUAGUUUGAAAACGAGCUCUUUAGAUCGUAUUAUGCUAAUCUAUAAUCUGUGUUAAAAUUUUAAAUUAUAAUUUCCUUCUGACACUUACAUAAUAGAUUACAAAUCUAUAUACUAUCUACAUUUGAAUUUUUUUAUUUUAUAGCCAGAGAUAAAAUUUUGAUAAUGUCAAAUUUGUUCUUUAAAAUGUUUAAAACAUAUUUUAAGUGUAUGCAUAUUUGUAGUGUCUAUUCUGUUGUGAAACAUAGUAAGGUUUAAAAACCUAACACUAUUCAUAAAAUAACGCAUAUAAAGAAUAUUUUUUUAACUUAAAUGAGUUUAUACACAGGCAGUUGCCAACUCAAUGAUUAAAAGAAAAGUGAUCCACAAUAACUAUACAAAAUUAUACUUAAAAUUUUCUUUUUUACGUUUUUUUUUUUUUAAUUUUCUGGGGAGUCUUCCCCCAGAAGUACUGCAAUACUGAGGUCUUCACUCUCAAUUUUGUCCUUAUCUGACUCUUAACCCUUUCGGGUCUCAUGGCCUUGCGGCUCUCUUUCACUCUGUAGCAGUGAUCGUCUCGACCCCGGCCGGACACAAAGCGAGAUAUCACGGGUUAUCUAGAAAAUUUUGAAAACCAAACAUACUACACUUUGAUCUUAGCCAAAUAGCCGAGAUGCAAUCUUUCAAUCAUCAUUAGUGCCACCACAUCCUUCCACUUGGGCCGAUUCAUGACUUUUGGUUUCUAUGCGCGGAUCCCCAGGUAAAGUGAGGCCCUCUCUGUACUGUCACUACAUCCCCGGCUUGGUCGACCUGUGAGCCAUCUUAGCCAUGGGUGCCAUGUGUGGAUCCCCUACACAACUCUUUAAUCCAGGAUCCAUUCAAGUUGUCCCAUCCUGCGAACUAUGCCGCGACUAUGGAGAGCAUUUCGAAGAAUAUAUUGAUAUAUUUCUUGGUUCGUUCGAACUUUGUAUUGAUUAAUAUCUAGCCAUGUUCUCUCUAUUUUUUUAAAGAUCACCCCCUAGAGUAUUUAGCAUGUUCUCGGCUUUCUUGGGGACAGGCCAAGUCUCGUUUGCGCACAUUACCAAUGUCUAAAGUAGUGUUGUGUAUGGCAUUCUUUGUUUUAUUUUAAAAAAUUACUGCUUUCUAGUAUUUUUGUAGGCUGUCAAAUAAUUUUUAUUUCGAAAUGAUCAUUGAUAGUAGGUUCCUUGUAUCUUAAAGCAAACACUUAAAGGUGUGGUUGUUUAUUUUUAUGUUGUCACCUGUAUGUAUAAUGCUUGACAUUAACAUAUUUCUGUUCAUCGCUUCAUGUACCCCAAGACCAGCUUGGACUGAGGCAUCUGCAAAUUAACUGAAUACUCUAUAAUUAAAUUACUGCUUUUUCUACCUAGUAGAGACGCUAAAAAAAUUGAGUUUUAAUAAAUGUACUAACUUUUCUAUUAAUAACUGAGGGCCGUGAUUUAAUAACAAAGGUUAGAAU
Molecule: messenger RNA, 7404 nt
Organism: Lymnaea stagnalis (great pond snail)
Lineage: Eukaryota; Metazoa; Mollusca; Gastropoda; Lymnaeidae
Source: the annotation of a GenBank genome assembly